Molecule: messenger RNA, 715 nt
Organism: Musa acuminata AAA Group (dessert banana)
Lineage: Eukaryota; Viridiplantae; Streptophyta; Magnoliopsida; Zingiberales; Musaceae
Product: mitochondrial import inner membrane translocase subunit TIM10-like
Exons: 6
Coding region: 205-606 (133 amino acids)
Biological process (GO): protein insertion into mitochondrial inner membrane
Cellular component (GO): mitochondrial inner membrane
Source: RefSeq, a predicted model, not a curated record
UCAAUACAAUUCGGCCGUCAGGUGGGGCAGCGACUGCGGUGGCGACACCCAACUCCUCGUCGUACAGUGAGAGUAAUCCGUAGCACUUCGUGUCCCGCACGGCAGCGGUUUUGACGACCCGAACUGAAAGCCCGAAACCUCGACGUCUCCUGUCUUCUUCCUCCUCACCUAGUUCAAGAAACCCUCUCCUUCCUCUCUUGCUUCAUGGGUGGAGGGCUCUCCCGUCAUGAUUCGCCCUCUGUGGCUGACACAAGCGCCCCAUCCAAUCUCGAUAAAGAUCAGAUGCUUGCGCAGGCAGAGAAAGAAAUGGGCUUCAGAAUAGAUCAUUUAAACCGGCUUGCUCAGACCUGUUUCAACAAGUGUGUUGACAAAAGAUACAAAGAUUCCGAGCUCUAUAUUGGCGAAAACAGUUGCGUUGAUCGUUGCGUUUCAAAGUAUAUUCAGGUGACAAAUAUAAUUGGACACAUACACCAGUUUGAAGCAGCUACUGCUUGUAGAGCAAAUAGCUCAAUUCUUUCUUCAUCUGCUGCCAACAUAAUGAAUGAUGAUAGCACCUCCAAAAUUCAUUUGGAAAUUAGAGACAACGUCUUUGGCCAUUUCAGGUGACAGACGUCAUCGAUGCCCGCCGCUCGAUGGCAUCAAGGACAUGUGUUUAUCGUCAUCCGGAGGCGCAUCGGCUCCUCCUCCUUCGGCGGCAUCACCAACCCCUAAAUUU